AUGCUGUUCCAAUGGUCGAGGCUGGAAGCAGGCACCAUUCGACUCGUGCGGUUUCUGCCAUACAGCACACCAAGCAAUCUCUACCUGGCUCUGGAACAUCGCUUCGGGUACUGGGAAGAGGCUGUGCAGUAUAAAGCAUUGUCGUACGUACAUGGCGACCACACGAACAGGAAGUCGGUCACGUUGGCCGGCAGAUCUUUCAUGAUCACGGCGAAUCUGUACGCUGCCUUGGCUGCUGUUUAUGCCCGUGGUGAGGGCGAUUGCUGGCUCUGGGUCGAUCAGCUAUGCAUGAAUCAUCAGAACAUUGCAGAGAAGAAUAGCCAGGUUGCGCAGAUGGGGUCCAUCUAUGCUUCAGCUGACAAGGUCUUGGCCUGGCUCAGACCACAGGACUCUAUGUUGCGUGAAUUAGCUACAGGCGAAGCGGAGCAGAACACUGGCCGGUCCAAGUGCCCAGGCCACGAUACAGCCGCCGUAUUACGUGACAUUGCCAGGCAUCCGUACUGGCAUCGAGCUUGGACCAGAGUCGAAGCUCUACGAGCGCAAUCCUUGGAAAUCAUGUACGGUGAUUGUUUCAUUAAGCAUGAGCAGCUCCAAUCCCUGCAUGGUAGUAUGCAGGUAGCUGACCAGGAAGUUCUGAGAGCAGCACUGCAGCGCUUCUUGCCGAAACCUGAACCAGGUCCUGCAGACGACAAUGUACACCCUGCAACAAUUCUGAGCGAAGUUAUGCUAGAGUACAGCAAGUGCAUAUCUUCGAAUGUACUGGACCGGAUCUUUGCAUUACUUAAUGACCCAAGGCUGGACACGCUACCUUUGAAGCACCGACCACAGCCGAACUAUGGACUCACUGCUCCUGGACUUGCUUCUGCUCUUGCCCUCUGGCACGAUGAUCUGCGUAAUGUACCAGCUACGAGUCCUACAAGCGGAAUGAAUCCCACCCUUUACGACUUCCAUGGUUGUUUGACUGCGGUAUUAGACUUGCCCUAA
Molecule: messenger RNA, 984 nt
Organism: Fulvia fulva
Lineage: Eukaryota; Fungi; Ascomycota; Dothideomycetes; Mycosphaerellales; Mycosphaerellaceae
Exons: 1
Coding region: 1-984 (327 amino acids)
Source: RefSeq, a predicted model, not a curated record